Endocarpon pusillum Z07020 is the source of this 1530-nucleotide messenger RNA. RefSeq lists its product as uncharacterized. Bases 1 to 1530 code for a protein of 509 amino acids. The transcript has a single exon. NCBI's taxonomy places the organism in Eukaryota, Fungi, Ascomycota, Eurotiomycetes, Verrucariales, Verrucariaceae. The record is from RefSeq and is a predicted model, not a curated record.
AUGGUGGACCAGACGACUUCGGUGCCACCACCCACUUCGUCCCCAUCGUUACCUCCGAGUUUAGAUAUCAGCGCAUUAGAAUCAGACUUGCAAGCAUCUCGUUGUGCAUUCACACCUCCGACCUUGGACAGGGUUCCUCGGCCCUGGGAACGCAGACCCGCUACUCCAUUCGCGCCACGUACGGAAACACAUAAGAUUUGGAAGAGAUGUGAGCGGGUUGCUGGUCAAUUGAGUAGAUCACAAGCGAAGACCAUGAACGGGCAUGACGAGAGACUGCGUAUGGUGAAGAGGUUGAGAGUUGACAGUUUGCACAGUGGUGACGAAGAAAGGGACGGUAGCUGUGAUGAAGGAUUUGUUGGUACCAAAUUCGAGGAAUUAGACUGCGAAGGAGAGGAGAGACGGAGGAAGCUCGCCAAUGCUACACCGUGUAAAGACUUGUGCGUCAAUGAAGGCAAGAAGCAAAGCAGAGGAAUAUUGCCUACAGAAAGCAAUAGCAGAUAUAGCGCCGCGAGAACCACCGCCACAUUUGAUGGAAGCGCUAGUCCGACUCCACCAAGAAGGAUAUGUAGUGGAGGGCCUACAAUCCUUGCCGACGACGACGAACCUGCAGCCAAGGGAAGAGAGCUCCAGGAAAAGCAAUUCAUACAAGAAACAGACCAGGAUUCAAUUCCUGGCAAGAUCCAGGCGCUGCAUGGUUGUAUUGGAGAUACUGCUUCAUUUGUCGCAGAGAAGGCCAAAAUUUCUCUUCUGGCCGACGGCGAGGAUACGGAAUACCUACAUGCGUUCCUUACCCGGGCCAGAGCCAAGAAGGCCGCCAGGAAUUUACCGAGUUCACAGAGACAGGUAAGCAAAGAAAAGCAGAAACAGACAGCAUCUUCGCCACAAACACGAUCUCGAACAGUUCUGGCUACUCUUGACAGGAAUUCGCCAUCACCAACCAAGACCAGAAAGCUCGACACGCCAGGUGACAGAUUUGAGCAAGACCAGACCAUGUUAUCCGACAUGAAAGCAACCUCACCUGUACGCAAAGGCGGUCGAGCCCGGCUGCCUCAACCUCAACCUCAAUGGCAUCAGCCCGCUACCCAAAGCAGCUUUCCUUUCCGUCGCUCUAACGGGACAGAGUUCGUCUUCCUCCAAAAAACAGAGGCGCAACAAAUUGCGAUAGCUACAAGGUCGAAUACCAAAAGAAACAAAGGAGACGGUAUGCACCCAAGGAAGAAGCUUGAAGCACUGUCAUCCCAACAAAAGCCAUCGCCGGCGAAGACAGCCAGACGGAAGAAGAAUGGCAAGCGGGUGCUUUGGGAUGAGGGAUUAGCAUACUUUGCACCAGGGGAGCUUCAAGCUUCGGACGUGCCUCGGGAGCAGACCGAAGCCGAAACGCCAGUAAAGAGAAGUAGGCGGCUUGCGCCCGGGAGAGGAACUCCAGCGCCUAAGAAGAAGAUGGCCGAUGCAGCCAUUGAUGCAGCGACACCGCUUCCUCCUCAACCACCACCAACAAGAAUACGAACACGAGCAAUGGCGAGAGCCUGA